Messenger RNA from Hevea brasiliensis (rubber tree), 1608 nucleotides. RefSeq lists its product as uncharacterized. Lineage: Eukaryota; Viridiplantae; Streptophyta; Magnoliopsida; Malpighiales; Euphorbiaceae. The transcript has 9 exons. The record is from RefSeq and is a predicted model, not a curated record. Gene Ontology annotation, cellular component: cytoplasm; nucleus. Bases 28 to 759 code for a protein of 243 amino acids.
CAGAGCAAUCCCAAAAGUUACCUCGACAUGGCGGCCGAGAUGAUAUGCCGAGACGACGACAAAGAAGUGCCUUCUCACCGAAAUAUGUCGACGACAUCUCGGCAUGUUUUCGGCGACAACCUAGAACAACCGGCUUUCUCUAUCUCGAUAAUUGAGAAUAUGAAGGAAGAGUAUGGCCUGUUUGUGUGGCCUUGCAGUGUGGUCCUCGCCGAGUACAUUUGGCAACAGAGGGAGCGAUUUUCCGGUGCCGCCGUAGUUGAGCUCGGUGCCGGAACUUCCUUGCCUGGAUUGACGGCUGCCACUUUGGGUUCCGAUGUGACUCUCACCGAUGACUCGAAUAGAUUGGAGGUGCUGGACAACAUCCGAAAAGUAUGCGAGCUAAAUAAGCUUGAGUGUAAAGUACUGGGACUAACAUGGGGAGUUUGGGAUGAAUUUAUAUUCAGUUUAAAGCCAAAAAUUAUUCUCGGUGCUGAUGUACUUUAUGAAGCGAGUGCCUUUGAUGACCUCUUUGCCACGGUGACGUUCCUGCUACAAAAUUCUCCAGGUUCCGUCUUUAUAACAACUUAUCAUAAUAGGAGUGGGCACCAUCUCAUUGAAUUCUUGAUGGUGAAAUGGGGAUUAAAAUGCGUGAAGCUUCUUGAUGGUUUUUCUUUCAUGCCAUCCUCCAAGGCAUCUGGGCUAAGUGGCAACAUUCAAUUGGCAGAGAUUGUAUUAAAUAGUGAACAGAGUGAGGAGACUAACUCAACGAUGGCAAGAUAACUCACAGGAGACUAACUCACUAAUGCUAAGAUAUCAGCGCAAGACACCACGCCGGGGCACGAAGCUUCCACUUCUUUCUUAGCAUUGUCAAUGACAUAAAAGGCAUGCAAAGAAACAUUAGGUGGCCCAUCCUUCUCUGCUUUGUUGCCGCCUUUUGAAUUUAACAGCACAGAAGCAUCACAGCCCUUAAAAACAGAAAGAAAACAAUCAGUUGCCAAGGAAAAAGAUAGGGAAGAAAAAUAGAUGCACCGUUUUAACUCCCACCCUUAUGAAACAGUCAUGGAAAUGCAUCCGAAGAAGAGCUGCAGGCACUGUUUUGUCUCUCAUCAUUGCAUUCUUGACUGCAUUUGUAACGAUCAACUCAACGUCAGGACAUGUUUUCUCAUAGUAAUUCAAGCUCAGUGCAUUUCCUGGUAAAGAUACUGAAAAUAUGAGAAUUGAACUGAACAGUAAUACUGGAAUGCAAGCCAUAAUAAGGUAUUCUCGAUAACUCUCAAGUUUGGUUUGGAAUGGAAACUGAACAAUCUAAUGAGGCUGUUUAUAGCCAGAUUAAUAGGAGAUAGAGCCAUAGUUGUCGUUGCCCCACGACAUGAAUUAGUUAAGGAAAUUGAGAAUCUAAAUAAUGGAGUAGUACUUCUUAAGCAUCCUUACUACAUCACUGCUUCAGGACAAGAUACUUUAAUGUCGAUCUUGGUGCCUGCUGCCUGCUCUCUAGCGACUUCUACUUUUUUUUUAUUCUUUCUUUUUCUGUUGUUUGCGUUUUGUGAUUUGAUGAUAUCAUGAGUUAAUUGUCAUAAGCUAUAUUAAGUCUACUUUCUCCCAUGAAAAUAAAGAUGUUAUUUAGACCAA